AUCACUGCUAAAAAAAAAAUACAAAUGUCAGGUCAAGUUACGUACGCAUGUAACUGUCUUAAUGUAAAAUUACAUCUUGCCAAUAAAUAUGAUUUGGACAGUCACCAGGUAGACAGGAGCACUACUUAUGAUCCAAUGGUAUCUGGCUGGCACUUUCAAUUAGGUAUAUCAGGAGUCAUGGUGGAAUAUCCAAGCCUCGUUUCUCAAAGACAUGAAUCCGACCGUGUCAUUAUGAGCUGUCUUAAUUGUGAUUCGGGCGAUAUAUACUCUGUCAAAAAACCUAUUGACAGCCAACAAACGGAUGACAAAGUCACGAUUUAUAAAGGAACCAUUUUUGGUAGAGAUAUUCUAAAAUUGCAGCACGGAACUGAUUAUUCCGAAGCAUUCCGUGUUGUCUUGAAUCCAAAUUUAACAACCAGUCAUGUAUCACUAGAGAAAGCAGACACCACUCUCAGUUUGGCAUUGCGGACUCAACAAAAGAAAAUUAAACAGGUGCUGAAAAGUACACUGGAUGACUUGAAAGAGGCCACCGAUAAAAGAAUUCAAGCGUACAGAAAAGAGCAAGAGUUGCUUCUGGCCCGAGAGAAGGAGAAGAUUAGGUACGAAAGCGCUACACUCUGGCAAACCAUCAAGGAGAACAGUCAGUCAAAACAAAAAGAGGUGGAUCCUGAUCAGCUUAAUUUCAAUGGCAUGUCCAUGACCGAUUCCCGUCCUGCCUUCCAACUGCACAGCACUGAAACGCAUAUUCAUGAUCCUGUCUUUGACAAGGAUUAUAUUCAGCAAAGAAGAAGAUCUUCUGUGUUCACCCGAGAUUUAUUUGGGGAAUCCAAGCCUCAUUGGGCCUAUCAUCGAAGGACAAGUCAUGUACCGGACGAAAGUUGGGCUCCUCAUAGUCUAGGGAAAGAUGCAUCGGAUGAGUUGCCUCCGUUUCAAAGACGAUCAUCCUUUAUUCCUCAACAACAUUUGCACCCACUUGCUGCUGCAUCAACGCACAAGGAAGAGAUAAACAUGACAUUGCGGGAAGGAGAAACGCAUGGAGAAGAUAUGUUUGCAUUGGAUGAAGAUAUAGCUCAUCCACCUCGAAAGAAGUCUUUUAAAUAUCUCGAUCUAUUUGACGAGGAAAAUGAAUUGAACGCAAGUCAAUUUACAGCAAAUGACCCUUCUUCUUCUUCUCCUCCUGCGGCAUCAUCAGUCAAGGAUGAAAUAAGUCAAAACAGACAUGUACAUCCCUCGUCUUGUUUGAUAGAUUCUACAUAUUUUAAAGAAAGACGUCCCUCAUUUGUUGGGUUCGAUUAUGCACAAGUGGAUAGAGAAACAUCAUCUCAACUUCCGCCAUUGGAUAUGACAAGGAGGAAAUCUAGUGUUACUGUCACAUCGAAUCAUGUAACAUCAAAUAACGAUAAGCCAAAUACCCAUAACAACGAUGAUGAUAGGAAAGAUGAGGGUCCCAUGAUUCCUCCUCAUUUAUUUGCAGCAAAUACAGUUACAGAUGAAACGGAAGCCAUAUUUGGAUCCGUACCGCGCAAUAGUAUUAGAAAUAGGCCUAUAGACUAAUACAUGUAUAUAAUAAAAAUAAUAAUAAUAAUAAA
Molecule: messenger RNA, 1589 nt
Organism: Mucor mucedo
Lineage: Eukaryota; Fungi; Mucoromycota; Mucoromycetes; Mucorales; Mucoraceae
Exons: 5
Coding region: 25-1554 (509 amino acids)
Biological process (GO): neurotrophin TRK receptor signaling pathway; negative regulation of protein kinase activity; negative regulation of TOR signaling
Cellular component (GO): cytoplasm
Source: RefSeq, a predicted model, not a curated record